UCAAUUUUAGCUACCUGUUUAUAUUCACAUAGAUUUUCAAAAUUGAAUGUUACAUUUUUAUUGAGGCAAUACUUGGCCACUGCAACUUACCACUUUUAUGCAUGUCCAAAGUAGCAUUCAACGGGUCUGUCCGAAAUGUAAAUUCCUUUGGAUCAUUGAUUUUUUUAACUACAAAUUGAUGGCUUGCUUUGGACCACUGUAGUUUCCACCUUUUUUCGCCACUAAUAGUGGUUGCCUGUUUGCGGCCUACAUUUGAGUUGUUAUCCAAUGCUGCUAAAAGUGUCUUGGCAACUGUACCUUCGUAAAGAAAAGCAAUUCUUUUUGGAACAUUUUUUAGAAGGACGUUGUGACAAAAUUCUGUGAUCUGAAGGUCAAAACAAGGAAUGUAGAAUAACUUGGCAACUUGAAAUCUCAGGGUCAUUGAUAAUUUUCCUUGUACCUCAAUGGUAACAAUAACAAAACAAAAAAAUGAAAUAUCAUUUUAAAAAUUACCUUUUCCAUGUCUCGGAGGAGUAGCUUAUUAGUGACAAUACCCUGAACUGCUUUAUGUGAAGCAGACCCAGGUUUAAACCAUGCUGUUUUACUGUACGUUCCUCUGUCUGUUCAGGGUGGUCACAUUUAUGAUACUUGGUAGCCACAUUCCAUUCCUGCUUGUCUACAAAGUACAGAAAAAAUACAGCUGAGUUACUUGAUUGAAAUUAUGGGAAGAAUGUGUGCCAUAUGUGGAUGUUCCAACAGUACAUUCAAGUUGGAUGAUUGGUAUGCAGGUUUGUGCAAAAUACAUGGUGUGAGAUUGGGAGGUUGUGUUUGCAAGCCUCCAUUUAUACUGUUUCCAUUUCCUUCAGAAAAAAAAAAUCCAGAAGGGCGUAACCGGUGGAAUAAACUUGUUAACAGAAAGACAAAAUCCGGUAAAAAUUGGACAGCCUCUUACCAAGACAGAGUAUGUUCUGUUCAUUUCAAAAAUGGGGAGCCAACUGCCGCCUGGCCUGAUCCAACUGAAAAUAUGGGUUAUGAUCAUGCUACAAAGCGCCCAAGGAACCCUCCUAAAGUGAGACCGCCAUAUUCAGAGGUGAUGGGAAAGGUGAAAAAAAGAAAGAAAGAACUAGCUAGCAGUAUUAUUAAUACAACAGGAUGUGUUGAAGAGGAACCCAUUGAUAGGCAACAAACUGUAGAAGUUGAAAUUCCAAUUGAAUCUAGUGCGAGUACAUUUUGCCUCCAGGAUCAUGACUACAUGCAGCAGACAUAUGCUACUGCUCAAACUUCCUGUUUAAGCUGUUCAGAGAAGGAACUUGUUAUUGAAGAACUGCAAUCAAAGGUUAAAAAACUUACAAAUAAAGCAAACAAAAUCCAUAGAAAACAUUUUGAUAUGGCUAAGGUUGUACUAAAGUCUGAUAGACAGUAAAACAAUAUACUGGAAUUGAGAGUAAAGCUAAGUUUGAGUGUUUGCACUCACAUUUACAGCCAAAAGUGAAAAAAAUGUCUUACUGGCGUGGUGC
Anneissia japonica is the source of this 1496-nucleotide messenger RNA. RefSeq lists its product as uncharacterized. The transcript is spliced from 2 exons. The record is from RefSeq and is a predicted model, not a curated record. Bases 701 to 1402 code for a protein of 233 amino acids. Lineage: Eukaryota; Metazoa; Echinodermata; Crinoidea; Comatulida; Comatulidae.